Sodiomyces alkalinus F11 is the source of this 1965-nucleotide messenger RNA. RefSeq lists its product as hypothetical. The coding region runs from base 167 to 1825 and encodes 552 amino acids. The record is from RefSeq and is a predicted model, not a curated record. Lineage: Eukaryota; Fungi; Ascomycota; Sordariomycetes; Glomerellales; Plectosphaerellaceae. The transcript is spliced from 3 exons.
UCGUGUUGGCUGUAGUAUGUCGUGUGAGAUGGAACUCUCUCAACGUGGUAUAAAGGACGGCCAACGAGCCUGCUAGACCGAAGCUCCCUACUCUUCUUACACCCUCCUUCCGCUUAUCCCCACAGAAAGACGUAAGGUCGCGUACAAGAAAAGUUCUCAUCAAUACAUGAUGCGGUCCAGCCGUUUCGUAACUAUCACGGCCGCCCUUCACCUGGUCGGGGGGCCGGAUCCCUUCAGCGCGAUGGUCAAGCACCUGGCCGGAGACUCGAACACGGGAGUCCAAUGCAGCCAGUGGGGGAUAGGAAUGGCAGAGGCAGCAGCUGUACAGACGGCGGAGGCAGCUAUAAACCAGCCCCCGAAGGAGUACCCCGACCCGCACGCUGUAACGCCGACGGAAACGACCAAAGCAACCGCCGAACCAACCGAUCCAUUCGAAAGACAGGCUCUUUGGGAUGUUCCCCCCGGAUUCGGCUCCGAUUAUGACAGGUACGAGGAACAUACACCCGAUUGGGAACGGUGCGGCGAUCUGCGCGAUCGCUGCGUAACUGUUGUGAACACCGUCACGACGGAUGGCUGGGAGUUCCAUACGAGCAUCGACUGCGUUCAAUGGGCUACGCCGACGUAUAACACACCCAAGCCGACGUAUACCACACCCAAGCCGACGACGUAUACCACACCCAAGCCGACGUAUACCACACCCAAGCCGACGUAUACCACACCCAAGCCGACGUAUACCACACCCAAGCCGACGUAUACCAAGCCUCCAUGCACCACCCACCCCGUGCGCAAGAAGACGACGACGACGAUCGAGACCAAGACCAAGACGAAGAUCGUGACCAAGACCAAGACGCCGCCCGCCGUCACCAAGACCGAGACCAAGACCAAGUCCGCUACCAAGACGAAGCUCAAGUACACCACCGCGACGAAGACGGUGGCCGACUGCGCAACAGUAUCCAUUACUGGUACCUUCAAGGCAACUGCUGUGCCGUCCAAGUCGUGCUCGAAAAGGGAGAUCAUCGUGACAAUGCCAGUGGACGAGUCAGCCCAGCCUCCGCCGGCUCCAACUUCAUCGGAUCAAUAUCCAACGAUUGUAAAGAAGGACGAGAAGAAGGAUGAGAAAAAGGACAUAAAAAACGUCCGGAUGAAGUGCAAUAUAGCUUCCAAGCCGAGAGGAAAGCCGAAUAAUAAGUAUUUCCUUAAAUUCCCAUGGCAUAAGGCGGUGGCCAUGCCGCCGACGAAAGGGCCAAGCCAACCUACGCCGGAACCUGAGGGGGAUCCAACCCAGAUAGCUCAACCUUCGCCGACUGGGAGAUAUAUGCGGGCGAGACGGGAAGGGCAGGCCGAGUCGAAGGGAACGAAGGAAGACGAGGCUCCGGGGAGGAACGAAGACGGGGCGAAAGCCGACGACAAGAAGGAAAAGAACGGGGGCAAGGAGAAGCAUCUUUACGUCGUACCCGAGCCAUGGCUUACGAUGCGCAAGUCGGCCGAGUGGUAUGCUAGCCAGCUGAUCGGGGUCCCCUUUUCCACUCGCCAGGACAAAGAGGAUCCCAAGAAUGACGGCGGCACCGGAACGGGCACCGGUAACACGAACGUCGACACCGGUAGCGGCACCAAGAAUAACGGCGGCACUAACUCCGAUGCUGACUCCGGCACCAAGAAUAACCGCGGCACUGACUCCGGUUCUGGCUCCGGCACUGGCAAACAGGGUACAGACACCGGCGCCGGCACUGGCACUGGCAACCAGGGUGCGGACACUGGUACCGGCACCAAGAAUAACGGCGGCACUGACACUGAUGCUGGCACCGGCGCCGGCACCGGUACCUAGGGUAUUUGGCCUCUCCAGGACAGACUUUAGGACCCCGACGUCGAAGUAUGCCUGCGGCUAGCCAUUGGGACCAUUGGUCGUUUGUUUCUCGGAUGUCGACCUGGAGUUGUGAAGACAGGGUACUGGGCAAUUUGUUCGUU